AUGCGACUUCCAGUUGGUGCUAUCUCACUUUCGGGUCCACAAGGAGCUCCAGCUUCCGCCACGUCUACGGCUGCGUCACUUCACGCGCCCCAAGCAGCAGGUUUCUCAGCGUCAGGACUGCAGCCUCCAACGCAGGGGGGGGCUACGGCUAGUGCCACAGCGACAGGAGAAGUAUCUCCAUCACCAAGGCACGGCUCCUUACAAUACCUAGAAGACGUACUCGAAAUUCUAGAAAGACAUGCAUUCCCAUGCUCAAGCAGACAGAUGACGGCUAGUGCCAGCGCGGGAGGAUCAGGAGUUCCACCACAACCGUGCGGCACUUCCGGAUCAGGAUACACGCAAGGUGCAUACGGUAGCUCCGGAGGCUACGGAGCUGCCAGCUCCAGUACCCAGUCGACGACUAGUUCCAGCGCGUCAGGAGGAGGAGUUCUGCAACCAACGUAUGACCCCUCCAGUCGAGGUUUCCUGGACUACGAACUCAGUGUUCCGACAGGGUACGGAGUUCCAGGAUCGAGCACUCAAUCGACGACUAGUGCCGGCUCCGAAGGAAAGGAUUCUCAACCAGAGGGGCAAGGUGCCUCCGGUUCGGGCAAUAUGCCAGGAGCAGGUCCAAGUACUAGUGGCGAUUGAUUCCUGUCAGGGUACACGAGUGAAUUCACAUCUGUUGGGGAGGGAGGUGUGUAAAAGGCUUAGUGGUUGUAGUCUAGCUAUGGAACCAAGUGGCACAUUUAGGCCUCUCAGGUUCCAGCAUAUCGGGAAUCUGGGGUCCGCCGGACAGAGCGGUGGUUGGCGUCCUGUACUGCAUUCGUACUAUGGUAGCGGCACAGAAAGAGGACUGCCACUGUUGUAUCAGGAGAGUUACGACGAGUUUGUAUGGUGAUGAAAGUACUUACUAGUGGAUACGGCAGAGAUUUGGUGGGAAACUAGGGGGGGCAAUCGGUAGUCGAUUCCUUCAUUCCUCCCCCUGCCUGCCGCCAGGUUUUCUUCGUUUAGAAUUUAGGAGAACAUGGCCGCAAAGUACAGGCGUUCACAGAGGCUUGAGCUAUUGCUGCGUUUUCCGUGCCACCUGCAUCACAACAAAGUUUCGUAAAUGGCGUAUCCGUCGUGAAUACCGUUUGCCCAUAUUUGUGUGUGCAGUGAGUCCACGAAGCUUGAUGGGCGACGUCAGAAAUGCUGAUGUCAUGAGCGAUUAGUAUAUUAGACGUGUGUUAUACCCGUGAUCCUCCGACACUGACCGACUCAAUGUUAGCACGUCGGGCAAUGAAGAACGUUCGUUGCCUAAAAGUGGAAGGAGCUCCUGUCUGUACUUUUGAGUUUUUGGAGCUUUAUUUGAUGAACGCGCGACGCGAUACCGCACAAUGCGUUGACACUCUCAUAGAUGCUUUAGAAAUACCCGUCUUCUUUGUCCGCAACGUUCUACCGAUGCCAUGCGUCAUAUAGGG
Messenger RNA from Toxoplasma gondii ME49, 1442 nucleotides. RefSeq lists its product as hypothetical. The transcript has a single exon. The coding region runs from base 1 to 630 and encodes 209 amino acids. The record is from RefSeq and is a predicted model, not a curated record. NCBI's taxonomy places the organism in Eukaryota, Apicomplexa, Conoidasida, Eucoccidiorida, Sarcocystidae.